GUAGCCUUCCAGUGUGAGCGAUGCACGUACAGGCGUGUCUCGUCCCCUUACCAUCGCACAGAGUGACAGCUGCCUGUCACAGGAAGUCGUGGUCUGGGACGGAAAUGUCACACAAGUCGCAGUCGAAGUAUUGUCACAAACCGUGAGCAGGGACCCGGUGUACAAUGGCACAAUAACCAUGGCAACCAGCUGCUUCUAAUGAUACUGUACGGAUGGCACCCGGUGGCCACACCAUGGACAGGGACGAAAAAUCACACCUUGUGGAGGAGGGAGACGGCGAUCUCUGGCAGCCGGUGCAGAGAGAGCGUUCACACACCACCGGCUCCCAGUCAGAGAGCUCUGGACUGAAGAGGAGAAAGCAGCCACAACCUCCCCCAAAUCAGGUUCUAGAGGAGAAGGAGCCCAGCACCAAGAGGAUUAAACCGGUCACCAAAGGGUUGUCAGCAGCUAGCAGUUCCCCACAACCCAAAGUCACUCCUCUCAAGAAACUCGGCCUCUCAAUCCAGCGUUCUAUUGGCUCCAAGAAUGACAGUCGCCUAUUCAACUUCUCUCCGCGGACACGGAGCUGGGAUCCAGGAGCCGGACCAAAGAAACGAAGCAGCAAGCUGUGGAGUGAGACUUUCAGCAACGCCAGGGAAGAACUGUCUUCACGAGAGAUCAAAAGGCAGGAGGUGAUAUUUGAGCUGAUGCAGGGGGAGAACAUGCUGAUUGAAGAUCUCAAUUUGGUGAAGAAGAAUUACUAUGAGCCAAUGUUAAAGCUGGAAAUUCUGUCCCAGGACGAGUUAAAUCAGAUCUUCGGCAUCAUUGACACAUUGCCUUCACUGCAUCAGGAUUUGCUGGAGCGCUUGGCAAGAUUACGGCAUGAUGACGGCAGAGUGCAGCAGAUUGGACCUACCUUGAUGGAGUGGCUGCCCUGCCUCAACUCCUAUAGCACCUACUGCUGUAACCAAGUGGCGGCCAAAGCCCUACUGGACCACAAGAGGAAUAGUGCCCCUGUGCAGAACUUUCUGCGUCUGUGCCAGGAAUCUGCCUUCAGCCGGAAGCUGGAUGUCUGGAGUUUCUUGGACCUGCCCCGGAGCCGGCUGGUGAAAUACCCACUUCUGCUAAAGGAAUUACUAAAACACACAGCGCUGGAUCAUCCAGAUCACACUCCGCUCAGCCAGUCUGUGUGUAUGAUCCAGGAGAUUGUCAGCUGGAUUAACCGCAAGACGGGAGAAGCAGAGUGUGAAUACUAUCGAAAGCGGCUGUCCUAUCUGUAUGAAAAUCAAGACGAGGGAGAUGUGGCUCGCUCAUGCCUGUUGCACUGCCAUGGAGAGCUUAAGAACAACAAAGGGCAGAAGCUACAUGUGUUUCUGUUCGAGGCUGUCCUGGUCCUCACACGCCCUGUGUCUCAUAAUGAUCAGUUGCAGUACCAAGUAUACCGGCAGCCAAUUCCUCUCAGGGAACUGGUGCUGGAGGAUCUACCAGAUGGAGAGGUGCGAGUAGGUGGGUCCAUACGAGGGGCUUUCACCACAGCUAAUGAGAAAGCCAAAAAUUUUUUCCGGGUGAGUUUCCGGGACCGGUCGAGGGGACAGGCUCACACCUUGCAAGCCAAUGACUCCUUUAACAAGCAGCAAUGGAUUAGCAGCAUCCGGCAAGCCAUGAUAUCCUGCCGAGAGCAUGGCGCCAGUGAGGGACCCUCCCGUGAAACACCUUGUACCGUGAUAGACAUCUCUGACCUGAGUCUGAGCUGCCAAGAAGACUGCCAGGGCUAGAUGUAAUGACUGCUCCUUGCGGCUAAGCUUUCCACAUGGAAUUUUCUAGAUAUUUCUAUGGUGUAUGGUACAAUAUAAUGGCUAAGCUCCAUAUUGCCAGCUUGAUUAAUGGUAUAGUCUCCAGGAUGCAGCUGCCGACACGUGUAAAUAACAUGAAGCACAGAAAGCACCCCAACCUCAGCCAACAAGACAGCUUCUCAUCAUCACCGCCAUACA
Messenger RNA from Pelobates fuscus (common spadefoot toad), 1970 nucleotides. Its product is annotated as rho guanine nucleotide exchange factor 3-like. The coding region runs from base 213 to 1754 and encodes 513 amino acids. The transcript has 12 exons. Lineage: Eukaryota; Metazoa; Chordata; Amphibia; Anura; Pelobatidae. The record is from RefSeq and is a predicted model, not a curated record. Gene Ontology annotation, biological process: positive regulation of Rho protein signal transduction. Gene Ontology annotation, molecular function: guanyl-nucleotide exchange factor activity.